UUUCUGUAGAAAAUGUUUCCUGACCGCAAUGAGAGAAAGUGGAAUACAUUGUCCCUUGUGUCGUGGAAAUGUGACUAGAAGAGAAAGAGCAUGUCCAGAACGGGCCUUAGAUCUUGAAAACAUCAUGCGCAAGUUUUCUGGUAGCUGCAGAUGUUGUGCAAAACAGAUUAAGUUUUAUCGCAUGAGACAUCAUUACAAAUCUUGUAAGAAGUAUCAGGAUGAAUAUGGUGUUUCUUCUGUCAUUCCAAACUUUCACAUUUCUCAAGAUUCUGUAGGGAACAGUAAUAGGAGUGAAACAUCCACAUCUGAUAAUACAGAUACUUACCAAGAGAAUACAAGUUCCUCUGGGCAUCCCACCUUCAAGUGUCCCUUGUGUCAAGAGUCCAAUUUUACCAGACAACGCCUCCUGGAUCACUGUAAUAGUAACCACCUAUUCCAGAUAGUUCCUGUGACAUGUCCUAUUUGUGUGUCUCUUCCUUGGGGAGAUCCUAGCCAGAUUACUAGAAAUUUCGUUAGUCAUCUAAAUCAAAGACAUCAGUUUGAUUAUGGAGAAUUUGUGAAUCUUCAGCUAGAUGAGGAGACCCAGUAUCAGACUGCUGUUGAAGAAUCUUUUCAAGUAAACAUCUAAAGUCUGUAGACACCUUUGCAUCUUUGUGCCUGCAAGUGCCAUCUUGAAGGGAAAAUUACAUGAAGUCAUCGUUUCAAUAACUUGAUGUGUAUAUUAAUAAAAGUACUUCAGUCUAUUUAAGUUUUUUAAUUAAAAAAUGAAGGUAGGCCACCAAAAAUUUUUAUUUCAUCCUUUUGACGAGUUAAAAAAAUGAAAGUUACAAUAUUACUUUGAAAGCAUGAAAAAGAUUAUAUUUUACUAAUGUAUUGGUGGAAAGGGAAUUCCUGUUGUACUUUAUCUCUUUUUAUAUUACAUAUGAUUGGAUUUUUUUAUUGCUAUGUUGCUUUUGAAAUUUGGUGCAAUUCUUCCCAUUUACUUUUUUGUACACAGGUAAUACAGUAGCAAAUCUGAAAGAUGCUUUUAAUGUAAACCUAACAAAUCUGAGCCAGUUGUCAGAGUUGCAGAAUGGAAACUUGAAGUGCUAAGGGGAAUAAUCCAAAGGAAGUUUUUAAAAAUACAUUCUAGCUGAAGAAUUCAACUAUGAAAAAAAUGUAUUUAUAUAACGUUCAGUAUUUUUGAAAACUAGUGAGAUUUUUCUUUAGCAAUUAAACUUUAAAAAGUGUAAGGUCAUUGUAAGAAUAUUUUUUUUUUUGCUAUUAACGAGAAAUAUCAAGACAAAAAUGUAUUUCUUCGUUGAGCAGCAAGUCAUUUCCAUCUUGUUUGUUUGGCUCAUUUGUAAACCUGAUACAUCCCAAGCUGUGUAACAGUUAUUUGGCCUCAGAACUUUCAAUAUCCAGUGUUUCUCAAUAGCUAAGAUCAAACUUACAGUAGAAACUUUUGGGUGAUGAUACAUUCUACAGAUAAAUGUUUUUAAAAAAUGCAUUCAGAGCUAAAGAUAUGUAUGCAUACAUUUUUGUAUGCAUACGUAUAUACAUACACAUUUUUGCAUGCAAUGUGUCAGGUUAUGUACAGAAUUUCUAUUAAGGAUUUUAAAAAUGAAAAAGCAAUAUAGGAUUGAAGUGUUUAUCUGGCUUGAUUAAAAUUUUGUAUGUCACUGAACUUUAAAAAUGUAACAAAUGUUAAAUGGAAUAGUUGGCUGCUAUUACAUCUUAAAAAUUGAGUUUACACAUAAUUACCUGUAUAUGGUGCUCAUUUGUUACUCUCAAAAAUAAUGUGCAACUGGUAAAUUUUUACCAGCCACUGUUUUCACUACUUUUUUGUCAAAAUGAGGUUUGUUCUUAGUAUUCAGUAAUGGGAAUCCUAAAGUAUUUUGUGGAAGGGCCAAAUUACAGAAUAAAAGGUGAAGGAGAGUGGAUUUGCUGACAUUCCAUACUAAUAUACAAUGUUUAUGCUUUCUUUAAAAUAAAUAACUAAAAAAAUUUUAAAAUCUCAGAAGUAGUUUGCUGCUAAUACAUACAUAUAUUGUAUAAAAAGAUGUAUUUUGGUUCUCCUAAAACCCUUGUUGACUUUUCUACAGUGAACAUCUUUUUAAACUUGAUUUAAUAAAAGUUAAUUUUGGAAGUGGAGUUUUUAUAAAAACCUUUUUCAGCCAAACAGUAAUGACUUUAUUUAUAGAUAGUAAUAAUAAUCACACAAAAAAGCCAUACAUCUUAAAGCCUUCAUUCUGUCCUUCUCAAGUGAUGUCAAAGAACUCUUUUAAAAAGAGACUUUGACCAUAGUUUUUUCCAUUUUAAAGCAAUAACUUUAGUGAUUUCUUUCAAAGUUUAAUGUGUCCACUGUCAGCCUAAACCAUUCUGGAAUUUCGAAGAUUCUUUAAAGGAAAAUUGUAGUAGAGAUCUUCUUGAUGAAGUUGUAUAUUGAAAUUUUGUGAAUGAGUUACAUAUUAAUAGCCUGGUGUAUCUUUCGUAUAAGUUUUGUCAAUAAGGAAAAUAGUGACUUUGCUUUUCUAUGGGAAAUUCUCAGUAUGGGAAUAAUGGUUUAAAAUCUCCCUUCCUUUGGUCAGUGGGUUAGGAGUAAGGAUGGUAGACUACAGAUUUAAUUCAUCAUCAUCUCAUUUAUGGAAAAAGUCCUUAGUUUUAAUAAUUGCUUUAAGAUGAGCCAGGAUAAAAGAGGGAAUACUUGAAUACCUAAAUUUCAGAAACUACUUAGGAAAGCUUUCUCAACAAAUUACUGUUUCUGUUAUUACCCACGGUCUUAUUUGAAAUGUAUGGCUUUAUUUUUCAAUUAAAAGUGGCUUUCUCCUA
Molecule: messenger RNA, 2811 nt
Organism: Chinchilla lanigera (long-tailed chinchilla)
Lineage: Eukaryota; Metazoa; Chordata; Mammalia; Rodentia; Chinchillidae
Gene: Rnf138
Product: ring finger protein 138, E3 ubiquitin protein ligase
Source: RefSeq, a predicted model, not a curated record